Molecule: messenger RNA, 246 nt
Organism: Trichomonas vaginalis G3
Lineage: Eukaryota; Parabasalia; Trichomonadida; Trichomonadidae
Product: protein of unknown function, DUF4106 family
Exons: 1
Coding region: 1-246 (81 amino acids)
Source: RefSeq, a predicted model, not a curated record
AUGCAAACAAUACGCAAAGACUCAAAUACAAACUAUGACAAACUCUUUCUAGGAUAUAGGUUACCUGAGAUGGGCGACCAGAGCCCAAAGGCAAAAAGGACAUGGGAAAUUUACAACAUACUAGGUGAACAUGAGGCAAAGAUGCAACAACUUGAAGCAGAGGGCAAUGAAGGAAAAAGAAGAGUUAAAAACUCAGUCAGGAAGAAAGUAAAGCUUGGUCCACGUGGGUUCUAUUAUGACAUAUAA